CUCUCUGUGAGGGAACCCAGUCCUCCCAGCGUCCUAGCUCGCGCUGUGCGUGUGUGUGUGUGUUCAGUGACGUCAUGUAGGACACCUUCGGAUAAACAUUUUGGGUUUUCUGUGCGGGGUGGUGUUGUGUUUUUUUUUUUAGAAAAUGUGUGCGAGUUGGAUUUAGCAUACCGCGAAACGUUCCGAUGUGAUUUAGGAGAAGCUUUUCGUUUCUGAUGGUGAUUUCGGCGUUAGGAUGUAUUAGCUGGAAAGCUGUUUUAGAACUAACCAAUGGAGCUCAGUCGACGAUGUGUUUUUUUUCCUUAGCCAAUUUUCUAUAGGCCUUAUUGGAUUCAAUGAUAGGUCCUCUUGGAGUAAAGCCUAGCUCUGCAUUUAACAUCGUUGAAUUGUACCCCAGCAUCAGACAUGAGGCGGAGGUCUAAGUUGAAAGCUGGGCACGUAGCAAUGAACAAUCUACCCCACUACUCGCCACCAAGCCUUUCCAACUCCGUGAAAAAAUAUUCUCUUUGGAUUCUUAAAGGAUUGUGGAUUACCAGUGGAUAACUCAUCGUGGAUAUAUUUUUUAUGGAUAACUAAACGAAACCGGAAGUCAUUUUUUUUCCUCUCUGUCGCAGGAGAGUAGAAAAAAAAAAUUUGAUCGUCUGCCAGGCGGACGCAGGAGGAUUCGAUCCCCUUCUCUGAGGAGAAGUGGAACGACCGAACCGGCACCAUUGCUAGCACAAUGACCUCCCGGCGCCCCUCCCUCCCUCCCAUGCCUGACCUCAGCCACCUGACGGAGGACGAGAGGAAGGUCAUUGAGGACGUCCUGCGGCGCCAGAGGGAGGAGGAGGAGAAAGAGCAUGAGGUCAUCAGACAAAUGCAGGACGAAUUCACCAACUACCAGGAGAGCGUGAAGAAGCUGAGCGAGGAGACCAAGAAGACGGGCCAGAUCCUGGACGAGGGCGCCAUCUGCGAGAUCUGCCACAAGACCAAGUUCGCGGAUGGCGUCGGUCACAGCUGCCACUUCUGCAACAAGAAGUCCUGCGCCAGAUGCGGGGGGAGGAUGCAGAGCAAAGGGGGGCCUGUCAAAGAGAAGCCCGCGACCAUCUGGGCGUGCAACCUCUGCAAGAAGAAGCAGGAGCUCAUGGCCAAGACUGGCGCCUGGUACCACGGCGGGAUGGCCAGACCCGUGGCCUUAGACGUUGGUGACGUGGCCUCCGGCAGCGAGACGGGCUCGGUCAAGGCCGACGCCAGCCCGUCCAAUGAGAAGCGAGCCAAGCUGAUGGAUAAACAAAGCCACGACGGCAGUCAAGGCUCGGAGAAGGAAAAUUUUGACCGGCAAAGGGUGAUCACCCGCGCUGGAAGCCUUCAAGGGAAAGAACUCAAAAGGCAAUAUUCCAUGUCGGAUGCAAUCAACCGAGGACAUGAUCAAAGCGGGUCGAGUAGCAAUCAGCAGACAUUGGGCGCCCAGGCCGGAUCUGGGGCCCUGACGUCUAACACACCGGACCGUAUCAUAAACGAGCAGGAGAAAUUGAGGGACCACGGGCAGAUCCCGGACAGGGGGCGGGGCAAGGAGCGUGGCUCGGCCAAACACCGGUUCCACAGCGAGAGCCGGAUCUCCGAGACGGACCGGCGCUACGCCAAUGAGACUCCGCAUCACACGGACCGGCAUAAGCCGGAGGUGAACCGGCACGACCCGCAGAGGGAUAACGAGAGAGGGCCGGCCACGUUGGUCUCGCACAAAGGGGGUCACCCUGAGGAUAAGAAGCCCCCGGCCCACGGGACUUACAGGGGGGAGACGGACGGGACGUAUAGGAAUGACACGGAGGCUGAUAUCAAAGAGAGGCACAGGGACGGUCCUCACGAUAGACGCCAUGACGACCGCGAACAGCAGGACCGGCGGCGUGACGUCAAGGACCGGCGGAAGGACGGCCGGGGCGGCGAGCAGGGCGAGCGUUACCGGCAAAGUCCGGUCAACGGACGCCGUGACUACUCGGAUAAGAAUAACUACAGGGGGUCCCGAGAACGCCUGAACGAUCACCAGCCAACGCCGGCCCAGGGAGGGCCCGAACCAGAAGGGGAGGGGAGGUUGGAUCGCCGCGGAGGGAGCCGGCAUCACCGCGGGGAACGCUCCGCAAAAGACCAGCGCCGGUCGCCGAGCCGGGAGCGGGAUCGAGACCGGUUCGGCGGGAAAGACGUGCCGGAAGAUUUACAGUUCUCCAGACACCGGAUCCUCAUCGAUCACGCCAGCGACACCCAGGCCGAGGAUCCCCGGGACACGAUCAUCGUCGACCCGAAUGAUAAAAAACAGCAUUUAGACCCCAGCUCAGCCGGGGGUCGAACCCGCAACAAUCGGAAAAAACUGGAAACCAUGCUGCGCAAUGACUCGCUCAGUUCCGACCCCUCGGAUUGCGUCCGGCCGCCCCCUCCCAAACCCCACAAGCACAAGCGCGGGAAGAAGCAGCGGCAGCAGAGCAUCAGCAGCAGUGAAGACGAGAUCCAGUCCACGCCGGAGGGCUCCAGCUGUGAGGAGGUUGACCUUGAGAGCGAAAGUGUGAGCGAGAAAGGGGAGCUAGAAAGCGUGAAUGGUAGCCAGCGCUCAAAUAGGUCCAGUCAGACACGGGGCAAGAUUGAGUGCCUUCACAAGCCCACCCUGUACGAUACGGGGAGGGGCACUAGCCUAGACACGGAAAGCGGAUCCUCUGAGCCGCCGGUCAAGGACAGCGGAAACGAUACUGGGCUGUCAUCUAGUAGCAACCAGACUUUGAACAACGUGGACGAAGUUUUGUCCAAGCGACACCCAAAGGAAGCUAACACUAAGGAGCAUCCAGUGACAUGGCAGUUGUCAGCUGAUGGCACUAAGUGGAUUGGUCACAUGAUUCUCAAAAAAACUGUCUUAGAAGGAGGAGAGGAAAAAAGGGAUUCUAUUGCCAUUUUAGGUUUAAAGGUCAUUGGAGGGAAAGUAUCAGAAACGGGAAAAUUAGGUGCCUUUAUAACAAAAGUAAAGAAAGGAAGUAUAGCAGACACCGUGGGCCAUUUGCGUCCAGGUGAUGAAGUUGUGGAGUGGAAUGGUCGCUCACUGCAGGGGGCAACCUUUGAAGAAGUUUAUGAUAUUAUUUUAGAGUCAAAACAGGAACCUCAAGUAGAACUCAUUGUUCACAGAAAUACUAAGCAUGGUGAGACCCCUCCUGGUGUCCAGUCUUCCUUUACUGACCAUGCCAGAGAUUAUGGUUUGAAGGAAGCUAUUCCAGACAACCAAAGAUCUCGACGUAGUGUUGUCCCUGAGCCUCAACCAAGGUCAAGGUUACGGUCGCGACCUCUUUCUCCACCAAUCACAGGCAAAUUGCAGGUUAAGCUGUGGUAUGAUGUCCAGAGUUACCAGCUCAUAAUUUCCAUCAUUAGUGCCAUCGAUCUCCCUCUUACAGAAAACGGAAAGUUUAGAAAUCCUUACUGUAAAAUGUAUAUGCUACCUGACAGAAGUGAAAAAAGCAAGCGUAGGACUAAAACUGUUGCAAGCACCAUAGACCCAACUUGGAACCAAACCUUUAUUUAUUGUCCUGUGAAAGAAGCAGAUAUGCAUGAAAGGUUAUUGGAAAUUACCAUAUGGGAUUAUGACAGAGUUGGAGCCUCCGAGUUUUUGGGAGAGGUUUUGAUUGACUUAACAACAGCAAACCUAAAUGAUGAGCCCUACUGGUACCAACUAGACCACCAUGACAAUGCCAGCAUUCCACUUCCUGCUUCCUCUCCUCGCACAAAAACAAGUCAAGAUCCUUAUGACGUAAGAAAAGACCAUCUUUCACCACCCAUCAGCUCACGUGGUCUGAGUGACAGUGACAUGUCAGAGCUGGAUUUUGACGACAGCAUUGGAGUGGUUCCAGUCGUAGCCCGGGAUGAUCUUGGUUCUAGACAGCGGCAUCAGUCAGCCGCUGAUAAACUGGAGGUGCCAGAUUUAGGAGGGGUUGGUCAAAGAUCCCGCUCACCCUCAAGGGAGGGGUCAGCUAAAAGUUCCAGAUCCAGAUCAAGAUCACCAGGCCACUUGCACAUGCUGGAUGCCUCAAGGUCAUUGUCCCCACCAGAUAUGAGGACACCGGGAACAUCAGCACGUUCCUUCCAGCCCGCUUCCUCCCGCUCACUAGGGGGUACACCUUCAAGCACUCCAUCACCCAAGAAAAGACAACUCCCAGCUAUUCCUCUUGAGGCUCAGAAAGCCAGCAGAGACAGAGUGACCCAAGAUCUUGAAGAACGAGCACGUAUAAUGAAAAUGAAGAUGAAACUAGCCCAACAGGGGCAGGGAACUGGCUCAAUGCAUUCAGAAAGUGAGUCCAGAAUGACCCGGCGCCGAGAUCGCCAUGGUGAGUCAGGCGAAAGGUUACAUGACCGCAGCAUCUCACACGACCGGGUUGAAAGAAUGCGGGAGCGAGCCAUGGAGAGGAACUACGAGCGGGGGAGGGAUCCCGACAGGGGCCAUCAUAGAUCCAGGAGACAUAAAGAGUUUAGCCCUGACAUGUCAGAUGACGUUGCCAGUGACGUGUCAGAAACCAGCGAUAUGUCAGAGGUCAGCAAGGUUAGCACCAUCAGUGUACGAUCAACGCAGUCCGAAAGACCUAGAAGAAAACUGAGUGAAUUUGCGUCAAAAAUGGAGAGCCGGACAACCAUACCCCAGAGAAGACAGCAGGCUGUUAGCAGAAGCUCUAGCAAUGACAGCCAGGGGUUCGAUCAAAACGAUGGCAGUGUUUCUGACUCGGCUGUCACGACAAGUGUCACGGAGGGGAGGAAGCGAAGGCCCAGCAUUGGCCACAAAAUGGCAGCACUCGUAGGGUUAAACCGGCGCAGUAGCAGCGCCUCACAGCUGGCUGGUGGCAGUAAAAAGCGGAGCUCCUUCCAGCGCAGUGAGGAAAUAGGGCCAGUAGAUUUAAGAGGGGGCAUGUCAAAGCAAGCCAGCAAAGAUUCAACAGAUGGAAGUAUUGGGAGUAUCAGUAGUGAUUCAUCUAGUGUAUUAUGGCUUCCUACUGGGAUGAGACUAGGCCCUGAAGGACAGUUUGGUGAGUUUGUGGAUGGGCUGGGUCCAUCACAGUUGGUUGGGCGUCAAGUUCUGGGUGCCCCCUGCCUGGGAGAAAUUCAACUUGGGUUGUAUGACCGGAAGGGUCACCUAGAAGUGGAGGUCAUCAGGGCCAGAGGACUCAUGUCUAAACCUGGGGCCAGAGUAUUGCCAGCUCCGUACGUAAAAGUCUACCUUAUUGAAGGCAAGCACUGUGUUGAAAAACAGAAAACAACAACAGCAAGGCGCACCCUCGAUCCUCUCUAUCAACAACAGCUGUUUUUCAGUGAACCAUACCAUAACAGGAUUUUACAGGUGACAGUGUGGGGCGACUAUGGACGGAUGGAUAAAAAAGUGUUUAUGGGAGUAGCUCAAAUUUUAUUGGAUGAUCUUGAUCUAAGCAACAUUGUGAUUGGCUGGUACAAACUUUUCCCAACAUCCUCCUUGUUUGGCCACCACUCUUCAACAACAGGUCUUGCCCAAGCUGGCCUAGGCUCAACCACAUCGCUCGAAACUUUAAUGGGAAGGACGUAGCCCAAGUGGACUUUAGACUGACCAAUUUAAUUUUAAAUUUUUUAUUUUGCUGUAAUAUCUUAACACUUUAUAGAUUAUUGUAUAUGUGCUUGUUGGUAGAUUUCUGGAGUGCCAAACAUACAUGGCUUUAUUACAAAACUGUUCUUGUUUUUCUAAGAGUUUUAGGGGGUCAGGACUUUCAAUUUUAGGAGAUGGCAAUGGAAAUGUAUGCCUAUUUGAUGAUAUAAUUUUAGCUUAUUGCAUUCUGAGGCCUUUUGCAGUGCAGUGCUUUACAAGGUUAUCAGCUCUUGGCAGAAUGUGCAUUUUGACUUCUACUAGCAACAUCAAUUUUAGGCUUCUUGGAAAAGGCUUCUUGGAAAAAAAGUGUUCAGCUAUUGUAUUACUAGUGCUGCUAAAGAAAAUUUAUUAUUCAGGGCUUAUUUUUUUAAUUCAAAGUUCUUAUUAACAACUAAAUUUUUACUACUUUUUUAUGAUACAGUUUUUAGUUCUUCUGCCGUUCCGAUUAUUGGGCAGG
Molecule: messenger RNA, 6065 nt
Organism: Physella acuta
Lineage: Eukaryota; Metazoa; Mollusca; Gastropoda; Physidae
Product: regulating synaptic membrane exocytosis protein 2
Biological process (GO): intracellular protein transport; regulation of membrane potential; regulation of synaptic plasticity
Cellular component (GO): presynaptic membrane; cytoskeleton of presynaptic active zone
Molecular function (GO): transmembrane transporter binding; small GTPase binding
Source: RefSeq, a predicted model, not a curated record